ACAGUGCAGUCGUGCAAUCCAACAGCACAAAAUGGCAGAACAACGAAAACGACAACGUUCUGUCGAGGACCAUGACGGUCCUGCGGAUCUGCAUUCUGACAACGAACAAAGUCAUCCGCAAAAGAAAGCCCGGAAAGAAACCAAUGCCUCAGCACGCAGGUCCCUCUUCGUCCGCUCUCUUCCAGCAAUUGCAACCAGCGAAGCUCUGACAGAAUUAUUCUCCCAGAGCUACCCCCUCAAACACGCAACCGUUGUGCUCGAUCCAGCUACCAAGCAAUCAAAAGGCUAUGGCUUUGUCACGUUCGCAGAUGCCGAAGAUGCGCAGAGAGCUAUGGAUGAGUUCAAUGGGAAACCUUUCCUUGGCCGAAAGAUGAAACUCGAGAUUGCACAACCAAGAUCAAGAGAGGCGGGGACGAAUGGCGUGCUAGGAGCCAAGAAGAAAAGUGCGAUUUCUGAAGAAGCUGCUGCGCUAAAGAAGGCUCGGGAGGAGAAGUUGCUUCAAGCUCGAAAACCAUCCAAACUCAUCAUACGCAAUCUGCCGUGGAGCAUCAAGACACCAGAGCAGUUGACGGAGUUAUUCCAGAAGUUUGGAAAGGUGAAGCACGCCAAUUUGCCUAAGGUUAAGGAUACGCAGGCAGGCUUUGGAUUUGUGGUUAUGCGAGGCAGGAAAAAUGCGGAGAAGGCUUUGGCUACUGUUAAUGGAACCGUGGUUGAUGGCAGGACACUUGCUGUGGAUUGGGCAGUUGAGAAGGAGGUUUGGGAGAGUCAGAACAAGUCCGCUGGGGCUGAUGAGGAAGAUGCAAAGGACGAGGACUCGGAUGGUGGUGCCCCAUUGAAGAAAGAGAAACCGGAGUCCGAGAACGAGGAAGAUGAUGUUGCAAAUUUCAUGCGCAAUCUUGGGGAUGAAUUGGAAUCUGAGCCUGAGAGCGGCGACGAGGAUGUGAAAAGCGAUGAUGAGGAUGCUGAUAUGGAUGUUGAUAUGGAUGAAGAGGACGAGGAUGAUGAUGUCUCCACGGACGAUGAGGAAAGCGUGGACGAGAAGCCGCAGAAGGAGUUGAUCACAGACAAUUCUUCAACCCUCUUCAUUCGCAAUCUCCCCUUUACGACCCUUGAUGCCGACCUCAAAGAGCAUUUCCAACAAUUCGGGCCGGUCAGAUACGCCAGAGUUGUCAUGGAUCGUGCAACCGACCGUCCCCGAGGAACCGGCUUUGUCUGCUUCUUCAAAGUCGAGGAUGCAGAUAAUUGCUUCCGAAAUGCACCGCGAUAUCAGUCCACCGGUGCAAGCGCCAACAAGUUGGCUGAAGGCCCCAAGGUCAAACACUCGGUUCUCCAGAAUGAGAAUGCCGAUUUAACCGGCAUGUAUACUAUCGAAGGCCGAGUCCUCCAAGUAGCCAAAGCCGUGGAGAAGGAAAAGGCGGCCCAACUGACCGAGCUGGGCACAAAGUAUCGAGACAACCGCGACAAAGAUAAACGCAGGCUGUACCUCCUCUCAGAGGGAACCAUCCCAUCCGGUACGCCUCUCUAUGAAAUGCUCGCGCCUUCCGAGAUCAAGAUGCGCGAGGACAGUGCGAAGCAAAGGAAAAAGCUCAUCGAGAAUAAUCCAACCCUCCAUCUCAGUCUAACCCGUCUGUCGAUCCGCAACCUACCCCGAAACAUCACCUCCAAAGACCUCAAAGCCUUGGCCCGCGAAGCCGUGGUCGGGUUUGCCAAAGACGUGAAAGAAGGCCGUCGCGCCCAAUUGUCCAAGGAAGAAGAGGCCCGUGGCGGCGAGGAGAUGCGCGAAGCCGAGAAGCAACGAAAAGCCAAAGGCAAAGGAAUCGUCCGCCAAUCCAAGAUCGUCUUCGAAGGCCGCGAAGGCACCAAGGUCCCCGAAGACAGCGGUGCCGGCCGAUCCCGCGGCUACGGAUUCAUCGAGUACAGCAGUCACCGAUGGGCAUUGAUGGGCCUCCGAUGGCUCAACGGCCACCAAGUCACCAACUCCUCGGGCAAGAAACAAAGACUCAUUGUCGAAUUCGCCAUCGAGAACGCCCAGGUCGUCCAGCGCCGCAAGGAAAAAGAAGAAAAAGCCCGACAGCGAUCAAAGGAGGUCCAGGCCGCGCGCGAGCGCGGCGAGCUCCCGGAGAAGGAAAAGAAACCCCUCGCCAAGACGCCCCUGAAGAAGCCUCGCGUGGCUGCUACCAAACCUGGCAUGAAGCUCGCGAAGGGUAAGCCUUUCAUCAAGCGUGCGCGACCCGCGAAGGGGGCCAGAUCAAGUGACGAGAAAGACAAUAACAAACAAGAAAAAUCCGAAACCAAAAAAUUCAAGCCGGGAUUCCCGCCGGGCGAGGAGGGCAGGUUGGCUCGUAGAGAGCAGAUCAUCCAGAAGAAGCGCAUGAUGAGGAGGAACAGGAAGAAGGGCUCUGCGUAAUGAAUCAUCUUAUCUUAUCUUGUUGCCGCUUAUGGCUCUUGAAGAUACCAUUGUUGUUGUUGAAUUCCAUUUUUUUUUAAAUUUUAUUUAUUUAUGUGUCUGC
Molecule: messenger RNA, 2510 nt
Organism: Amorphotheca resinae ATCC 22711
Lineage: Eukaryota; Fungi; Ascomycota; Leotiomycetes; Helotiales; Amorphothecaceae
Exons: 1
Coding region: 32-2407 (791 amino acids)
Molecular function (GO): RNA binding
Source: RefSeq, a predicted model, not a curated record